AUGGUGUCUACCAAUGAGCCUACUGUCACUCAGAGGUCUGUAACAUUCAUCAAUUACAAUACCCCCGCUUCAAUCACAGCAAAGGAAAUUGACUUAGACUCGUGUUGCAAUGAAGACGAAAUUGUAGUUAAUGUCAAAGCUGCUGCCUUGAAUCCCAUUGACUUUAUGCUACAUGGCCUUUGCUUUCCUUAUGUCAAUCCGAACAAUUUGAAAACGUAUUCUAGAGAUUAUGCUGGUAUUGUUGUUAGAAAAGGGGCUAAUGUAGAUCCUAAGUGGCAGCUUGGUGAUCAUGUUAAUGGUAUGUUUGCUCAUAUAUAUGGGGACCAGGGUAGUUUAUCUGAUUAUCUGAUUAUAAAUCCUUUGAAACAACCCUCAAUAGCUCAUAUUGAUGAUACUGAAAGCUUCGAAAAAGCUGCUGCUUGGCCUUUAGUUUUUGGUACCGCUUAUGCCGUGUUAUUUCACAAUAAACAAAAAUGGAACAAAAAUUCUAAAAUACUUGUCAUUGGCGCAUCAACAUCUGUUUCCAAUUGUCUGGUUCAAAUUGCAAAAAAUCACUUAAAAAUUGGUACUGUCGUUGGUGUAUGCAAUAAAAACUCAAUUGCCCGUAAUAAAAAAUUCGGCUAUGAUUACCUUGUACCUUAUGAUGAUGAGCAAGGUAAUAAUGUGACUGUUGCAAAUGUCCAAAAGCUUAUCAAGGAACAUUUGAAUGGUGAGAAAUUUGAUUUAAUUUUUGAUUCUGUUGGCAACAACCAAUUCUUUCAAAUUAUGGACAGUGUUUUAAAACCAAUCAACACCGACUCAUUUUACACUACCAUCGUUGGAGAUAAGAAAGCAAAUUAUAAAAACCCAAGUGUACUGUCAUUUGUACCCUAUAAAAUACCAUUUAGAGCGUUUAAUCCACUAAGAAAAUUCAAUUAUUCCUUUGCUUUCGUGAAGUCAGAAUUCAGUUUCAUGGAAUUAGGAUCUUUAAUGAUUAAGAAGGGAACUUUUAAACCUCAAAUAGAUUCUGUUUUUUCUUUUAAGGACUUCAACGAGGCAAUUGACAGAGCAAAGUCUAAUAAGGCUAAAGGUAAGGUUAUCAUUAAAAUCGAUUAG
This is a messenger RNA of Kazachstania africana CBS 2517, 1095 nucleotides long. RefSeq lists its product as uncharacterized. The transcript has a single exon. The record is from RefSeq and is a predicted model, not a curated record. NCBI's taxonomy places the organism in Eukaryota, Fungi, Ascomycota, Saccharomycetes, Saccharomycetales, Saccharomycetaceae. Gene Ontology annotation, molecular function: oxidoreductase activity. The coding region runs from base 1 to 1095 and encodes 364 amino acids. Gene Ontology annotation, cellular component: mitochondrion.